Messenger RNA from Knipowitschia caucasica, 996 nucleotides. The record is from the annotation of a GenBank genome assembly. NCBI's taxonomy places the organism in Eukaryota, Metazoa, Chordata, Actinopteri, Gobiiformes, Gobiidae.
AUGCCGGUGGACGCCCCUAAACCCCCCGGCUUCACUCGCUUCGUGCUGACCUCGGACACACACUCCAGGACUGACUCUCUGCAGAUGCCGUACGGAGACGUCCUGAUCCACGCCGGAGACUUCACUGAGCUGGGCCUGCCCUCAGAGGUCCACAAGUUCAACGACUGGCUCGAGCUGAAAGAUGCGGGCCACUUUACCGCGGUAAACUUCCGGAAGGGGCGGGUUCUUCGUGGCACCGGUGUCCACGUCACCUCUGCGAGUUCUGGUGUGAAGCUGGAAAUGCCAGAGAGUCCACAGAUGAAAGAGGAGCCAGAGGAACAUGGCAUCAAACAGGAGGAAGAUGAGCUGCAAAUAGCUGUGGGUGUGAAGGUAGAAGAAUCCUGUCUGCUCCAGGAAAUCCCAGAAGGUCCUCAGACUAAAGAGGAGCCAGAGGAACAGAGGAUCAAACAGGAGGAGGAGCAGCUUCUUGUCUGUGUUAAGACAGAAGAGUCGUCAUUGCUUCAACAAAGACAACUCUAUGGUGGAGCACACGUUGUUGAUAUGGAUUUUCCCCACGAAGGGGUCCACAUCACCUCUGUGAGUUUUGAAGGUUUGAGGCAGGAAGUGCCAGAGAGUCCACGGAUGAAAGAGGAGCCAGAGGAACAUGGCAUCAAACAGGAGGAAGAUGAGCAGCAAAUAGCUGUGAGUGUGAAGACAGAAGUCCCUGAAAGUCCACAAACUGAAGAGGAGCCAGAGGAACAGAGGAUCAAACGGGAAGAAGAGCAACUUCCGGUCUGUGUGAAAUCGGAAGAGCUUCGACAAAAACGACGUGAGCACAGAGAGGAAACACGGGGAGAGGACGAGAGCUCAGAGACGGAGGGAGACACGGAGCACUCCUCUGACGAAGAGGCAGAUCUUCAUCAUAUUCAGCCUUUGUCUUCAGAUGAUGGAGAUGACUUGAGAGGGUGGUCUCCUCUACUGUCGUUGAGUGUUGUAGUGACACUGUUGCAGCUGUAG